This is a messenger RNA of Thunnus maccoyii (southern bluefin tuna), 1118 nucleotides long. RefSeq lists its product as uncharacterized. The coding region runs from base 717 to 1118 and encodes 133 amino acids. The record is from RefSeq and is a predicted model, not a curated record. The transcript is spliced from 3 exons. Lineage: Eukaryota; Metazoa; Chordata; Actinopteri; Scombriformes; Scombridae.
UUUUUCACAGUCCUUGGGUAAUUCACUAAAAUUCGUUAAAAACACGCUUUAGUACUUUGGACUGUUGAUAGGCGGUAUUGUUGGUGUUGACAUAGAUAACAUUUUUUCCAUGAGAAUGUUUACUUUGAAGAGACGGAAUCUGUUGAACCUUGUCCAAAACCUUGGUGCCAGGGAAGCAAUACAUUGUGGCCAUUUUGAUUUAAUGUUCCUGACUAUGGAAACACUGAUCAUCAGUGAAGCAGGAGGAGGGGGCUUGGAGGUCUGAUCCAGAGAGGGGAUUACAGGAUGAGAGUUGAACUGCAUGCAGCCGCAUUGUGAAGAGGGAGUGUGUCGUUGGAUAGGCAGACUGCUUAGACAUAGCUGUGGAGAGUGGAGGUAGAAGCAAGGGGUCAUCAAACUCUGGAGACGAAGGUGAGAUGUGGUGACCAGCGACUGAGGGGAAGUCCUGCUUGUUCAGGAUGAAGAAUCUGUUGCUCAACUAGAGGGCCUGAGGAGGACGAAAGGGGAGCCUCCCACCAUGUUUAUCCUUAUGGGCAGCAGUCCAUAGCUCCUUCUGGCUAGUAGUGGAGUUAACCAGGGCAUUGGGCUGGGUCCAAUGGUCUGCAGCCUAGGGAGCGACGACAUCCAGACAUGGGGCAGUAGAGUCCAGUUCUCAGGCGGUUGUGGUGGCCAGUUGCAAGUGAAGGAUCCAUCCUUCAUCUUUGAUCUAGUACAGGAUGAAUAUUAUCCUUUCCAAUUCGGAGAUUUUCUGGGUCAGGAAGAGACUGCCGUUGCAUCUAGAUGGUGAGCUGACUGAUGAAGAUUUGAGGAGGGCAGAGGACCUCAUCAUUCUGAGAGUUUUAUGCACAUCCACGCUCUGCUUUUCUACUAAAAAGAACCCCGCAUGUAGUCAGAUCCUGCCAAUUCUCCAAGAGCUCGAGAUGCAUUUUGCUGUUGAAGAGGGAGACUCAGUAUUUGUAUCCAACCUGAAGAAGAAAGUUUGGGUAAACCUGUCAAAACUGUACCAGUCAACAGAGCAUGACUGUGGAGAAGAUGGUAGUGUCACAAUGCAAUCCGAGAAAAGCCAUGAGAAUGAGGAAGGAGUGGAGAGGGAGGAAGAGGAGAAUCUAAGUAUAUGA